Molecule: messenger RNA, 2781 nt
Organism: Myotis myotis
Lineage: Eukaryota; Metazoa; Chordata; Mammalia; Chiroptera; Vespertilionidae
Product: zinc finger protein 420-like
Exons: 4
Biological process (GO): regulation of transcription by RNA polymerase II
Molecular function (GO): RNA polymerase II cis-regulatory region sequence-specific DNA binding; DNA-binding transcription factor activity
Source: RefSeq, a predicted model, not a curated record
CACACACACCACAGCCUGGGGAGGGCGCCUGGCCCGUCCUGCAGCUCAGUCCCGCGUGGAGGACCGUGCGGAAGGCGGAGGGGAGAGAGGAGUGUUGUGGCUUCUGAGGACACAGCAAGUGCAGGGCAGAGAGGACGGGGGUGACUUGCAUCUGAAGGUCCCUGAGGAUGUGGCUGUGAGUAUUGACGGAAAGAUCAGAGGCUGCAGGGAGGACGGCACAGCCUCAUUCGGGGCUUUCCCGGCUGUGGGGUCCAUCAGGGGCCUGGGGUGGUCGUGGAUCCGGCUGGACUACAAGCUCUCUACACGCCAUAUGCCAAGUUCAUGGGUUGGUGUGACCUUUGAGGACAUUGCCCUGUACUUCUCCAGGGAGGAAUGGAGCCUCCUUGAUGAGAGUCAGAGACAGCUAUACCUGAAUGUGAUGCGGGAGAACUUUGAACUUCUAUCCUCCCUGGGUUGCUGCUGUGGAGAAGAGAAUGUGGAGGUCCUGACUGAACAAAAGGUUUCUGGAAGAUUGUCACAGAGAGUUCACACUGGAGAAAAGCCUUAUCAAUGUAGUGAAUGUGGAAAAUCUUUUACUGCUAAUACCCACCUUCAUCGACAUCAGAGAGUUCAUAAGGGAGAAAAGUCUUAUAAAUGCAGUGAAUGUGGAAAAUCUUUUACAAGGAGCAGUGUUCUUCACUAUCAUCAGAGGGUUCACACUGGAAAAAAGCCUUAUCAAUGCACUGAAUGUGGUAAAUCUUUUACCUAUAAGUCCAAAUUUCAUCGUCAUCUGAGAGUUCAUACAGGAGAAAGGCCUUUUCAAUGCAGUGAAUGUGGAAAAUCUUUUACCCAGAAGACACACCUUCGUCGUCAUCAGAGAUUUCAUAUGGGAGAAAAUCCUUUCAAAUGCAGUGAAUGUGGGAAAUCUUUUACAAGUUGCGAUGCUCUCCAGUAUCAUCAGAGAGUUCACACUGGAGAAAAGACCUAUCAAUGCAGUGAAUGUGGGAAAGCUUUUACCGCUAAGACCCACCUUCAUCGACAUCUGAGACUUCAUUUGGGAGAAAAGCUUUAUAAAUGCAGUGAAUAUGGAAAAACUUUUACGCGGAGCACUGGCCUUCGUUAUCAUCAGGUAGUUCAUACAGGAGAAAAGCCCUUUCAGUGCAGUGAAUGUGGGAAAUCUUUUACCCGGAGCACUCACUUUCGUUUUCAUCAGAGAGUUCAUACAGGAGAAACGCCUUAUAAAUGCACUGUAUGUGGGAAAUCUUUUAAAACAAGCAAUGGUCUCCAAUAUCAUCAGAGAUUACACACUGGAGAAAAGCCUUAUCAAUGCAGUGACUGUGGAAAAUCUUUUACCUCUAAGACCAUCCUUUGUCAACAUCAGAGAAUUCAUUUGGGAGAAAAGCCUUAUAAAUGCAGUGAAUGUGGGAAGUCUUUUAUCCAGAGCAUUGAACUUCGUUAUCAUCACAGACUUCAUACAGGAGAAAAGCCUUAUAAAUGCAGAGAAUGUGGGAAAUCUUUUACCCAUAGCUCCACUCUUUAUUAUCAUCACAGACUUCAUACAGGGGAAAAGCCUCAUAAAUGCAGUGAAUGUGGAAAAUCUUUUACACGUAGCAGUUCUCUCCAAUAUCAUCAGAGUGUUCACACUGGAGAAAAGCCUUAUAAAUGCAGUGAAUGUGGGAAAUGUUUUAUUACUAAGACCGACCUUCAUCAUCAUCAGAGAGUUCAUACUGGAGAAAAGCCUUAUAAAUGCAGUGAAUGUGGAAAAUCAUUUCAAAGUAGAAAAGGUCUCCAAUAUCAUCAGAGAGUUCACAGUGGAGAAAAGCCUUAUCAAUGCAGUGAAUGUCAAAAAUCUUUUACCACUAAGACCGUCCUUCGUCGUCAUCAGAGAGUUCAUACGGGAGAAAAACCUUAUAAUUGCAGUGAAUGUGGAAAAUCUUUUACAAGUUGCAAUGGUCUCCAAUAUCAUCGGAGUGUUCACACUGGUGAAAAGCCUUAUCAAUGUAGUGAAUGUGGGAAAUCUUUUACCCAGAGCACUGCCCUUCAUUAUCAUCAGAGACUUCAUACAGGAGAAAAGCCUUAUAAAUGCAGUGAAUGUGGAAAAUCUUUUACAAGGAGCAGCAGUCUUCAAUAUCAUCAGAAGAGUUCACACUGGAGAAAAACAUGAGUGCAAUUAAUAUGAGGUAUCUCUCAGCCAAAUUUCUAAAUUCGCUCUUCACAUAGGAGUCCAAAUGUGAGAAAUUUCUUAGAUGUGUAGGAAAUGUAGUUUCUUAGUUAGGACUUAAUAUUAGUACAAGAAAAUUUGUGAGUCCUCAUUUUUCUGAAUUGUAUCUGAUACAUUUAAUCACCUACAUUAUGUAAAGUUCCCAUAAGUGUUUUUGUUGUUGUCUUUGCUUUUAUGUUUGAACACUAUGUAAUUAUGUUGCACUUUCUAACAUACAGAGAUGUCCUGCCAGAUCUAUGUCACUGCAUAUUUCUGUUGAAGGUAUUUUACGUGAACCACCUAUAAGGUCCCUACAGAUGGUGUCAAUCACCAUCCUCAUGUGCCCAGGGAAACAAAGUCUGUUGUCUUUUUUGUUGAAGAAAAUGAGGAAUACCUGAGCCCAUAGUUCUUUCUUUUUUCCCUGUCAUGCGUUGCCACAUAGGACUCAUGACUGUUAGCCCCAGUAAACAUAAUGUUGCAGAGGGAAUGCUUUCCCUGCAUGCCAUUGAUUAAUUUAUUGAGUGCCUGAGUCAUCAGUGGAAGAACUGCCAGUCUCAUAUCUUUUUGGUUUGUACAAUAAAGAAGGAUUUUUCCUAAGACUU